This is a messenger RNA of Drosophila pseudoobscura, 4226 nucleotides long. RefSeq lists its product as uncharacterized. NCBI's taxonomy places the organism in Eukaryota, Metazoa, Arthropoda, Insecta, Diptera, Drosophilidae. The coding region runs from base 114 to 4139 and encodes 1341 amino acids. The transcript has 2 exons. The record is from RefSeq and is a predicted model, not a curated record.
UAAACAAACUCGUAUAGACAAGAACAUUAAAAAACUUCUCUCGAUCUAUAGAUAAACAAGCCAACAAUUAUUGCUUAGAUUUUGCUCAAUUCUACGAGGCCAGGAGUGCAAAAAUGAAACCGGUUCGCUCAUUCCUCAAAGUUCCAGACAUGAAUCAACGGACAAGCGAGGAGGAGGAGGUGUCACAACAGGACGAGCGCACGGCCCGAAUGAUGGGAGGUGAAAUGUCGACUCAAGCCUAUCUAGAGGAGCUUAAAUGGCCAAUGGAGAACCUUUCUAUGCAGCAACAGCAGAAGCCUUCCGUUCAGGACCAGACCCAGGCUCGGAAGCGUAUGUGCGCGCACAGAUCCAGCUGUGGUAUGCACCGUAGCUAUCAUCCAGGCGAUUACCUAGCAAAACAGCCACAUCAGUGCCAGAAGUAUCAGAAGAAUAUUGAUCGGAGUCCAGGCAAGCAACAGCAGCCUUCUCAGGACAGCCCGACAAUGACAGCAUCUUCAAUCAGCUCCAGCUCCAAAGCUAUGGACGUCCUAUUUCGGCGUCCUUCUCGACGAAAUGUUUCCUUUCUGAUGGAAAAUCCAGAGCCCUCCAAUACAGCAGUUGGCCAACCGUCUUCAUGCUGGAGCAGUACGGAUGAGGCGAAUUUCGUUGAAAAUAUCGAUGAACCUGAACAGAAUUUUCCUCAAUGCAAUCAAAGCCAGAAGAGAGCACCGAUAAGCAAAACUACAGACGUCCUAUCCCCGCGUCCUCAUCACUACAGUCCACAAAAGCCAAAGAUGCUUUAUAAGAACACGGACGUGAUAGACUUUGACAACGAUUUGAAAGGACUUGAUAAAAAAUCAUCAUACAAGUACAUGGAAUAUGCCCCUAAACUGUGUCAGAGUCUACCGCAUCAGACGAAUCAGAAUAUUUUUCAUAAGCACAAACAGGAGCUUUAUCAAAUGAUGUCACCGUCACGUGAGAAGGUCGGAAAACAGCAAGCUAAGCACAUCCAAUUGUCGCCUCCUCAUCAAUACAGUUGUAUACUUGAGCCGCAUAAGUGGGGCAGAGAGAUUGGUGGGGAACUUCUCGCUAAGAACUCGGACAUUCUUACAUCACCAUCCUUGAGCGAGAUCUCCGAGAAGAAUUGCGAAGAUUCCACUGUAAAACGAAAACGAUAUAACAAAUUCGGAAGGUGUAGUGACGAGAACGGCACGAACAGCACCUCCACAAGAUCGACCGUGAUCACUGUGAAGAGCAGGGACGAGCUGCGUUCCAUGGUCCGGGACGAGCUGUGUGCCUUGGUCCAAAACGAGAUUGAAAUUCAUUCGGUGUUCGGUGAACUGUCUGAUACUGUGGUCUCUCAUUUGAAGGACUAUUUGUGCGGGCAGUCAACAACUGACAAUGUUCCCCCACCCAAGAGCCAGUAUAAGGAUAGCCAUUGUACAAAUGCACCCAAGAAUUCAGCCAUAGAUAAUGUCCUGGAUACCAAGAAGCAGGAGUCAUAUCAAACCCAAAAGAAAGCAUCGUUCGGCAAAGGCAUACCCAAAGAUCAUACUCAGCGUACGUCUCAGGAUCUUAUUAAGGAGCAGACACAGAAGUCGUAUCGGCGCGCUUCGUAUCACAAGAACCAAAAGCAACAUUCCUAUCGUACCUUCAAGCUGGAGGCCAAACAGAAGCAGCCUCCAAAUCAGCAGCUCUCGUACUUUCCUUCAUUCGCAUGCUUCAGCGAUACGCCUGAGGAUGAUUCCGAAGAGUCUAAUUUCGAAGUGGAUAAGAAGACACUCAACAAGCUCAUGGAAGGUUCCCCAAAGCACAAACUCAAACACACACUGUCCGGUGACGAGAAUGAUGUGUUUUCCAUUUCUAGUAGCAACUCGGUUUCGACUUCGAUCAGUGCGAAGAGCGGGAACGAGCUGCGUGCCAUGAUCUGGGACGAGAUGGAAUUGCGGUCGGUGGAUGUAGAAGAGAAUGUGUCCAUCUUUUUAGACUUGAGUCAACCCACAGAUGACGGAAAUCAGGAUAUGAAGGAAACAAUGUCCAAACAUCCAAACAUCGCUUCCCUCCCGAAUUUGGCCAUAGAUGUUGAUGCGCCCACCACUGAUUCAUUUAAGGGUUCGAAACCAUAUCACAGAUCUGUCUCAGUGCAGCGUUCCAGUGAUCAAGCCGAUUUUGCACCACAACAGCAGCAGCAGGACGAUCGGAAUCAUCCUCAACAGUCGAAGACGUAUCGCAAGAAUUAUCAGAGCUCCGCCAAGCAGCAGCAGGUGCAAAAGAAUAAGGAUCGGUAUCCAAGACCUUCUCCGACGUCCUUUCAGCAUCAUUCAGAAGAGCAGUACCCAAAGACUACGUAUAAUAAUUCUCCAAAUCAGCAUCAAAAUCCUUCUCAAGAGCAGCGGCAGCAUUCACAACAGCCGUACGAUGAUCAGACUGAAGAGAAUCCUGUCAAGAUGAUGCAGUACAAACAGCAGACGAAAUACCAGAAUCAUAAAACUACAAAGAAGCAUUCGCAUGGGAAUCGUCACUCGGAAAACCAGACAGAGGAUGAUCGCCAGAACCCCUCCAAGAUGAUGCAGCAAAAUCUGCAGACAGAAUACGAGAAAGCCCCUAAGAUGGAUCCGUAUGAGGAUCAGCAGCCGACUCCUGAUCAGUUCAAGCAGAAACCACCGGAGCAGUAUCGAGUAUCUGCGUACCACAAAUCUACAGAGAAGCAUUCGCAUGGAAGCUCUCAGAAUAUGCAGCACUAUUCAAGAAAGGUUUAUGAUGAGCAGCCUCCUAAAAGUCCUGACAAGAUGAUGCAGCAAAAUCUGCAGACGGAAUACCAGAAAGCCCUUAAGAAGGAGCCUUAUGAGGAUCAUCCUCAGCAGCCGACUCCUGAUCAGUUCAAGCAGAAACCACCGGAGCAGUAUCGAGUAUCUCCGUCCCACAAAUCUACAGAGAAGCAUUCGCAUGGAAGCUCUCAGAAUAUGCAGCACUAUUCAAGAAAGGUUUAUGAUGAGCAGCCUCCUAAAAGUCCUGACAAGAUGAUGCAGCAAAAUCUGCAGACGGAAUACCAGAAAGCCCUUAAGAAGGAGCCUUAUGAGGAUCAUCCUCAGCAGCCGACUCCUGAUCAGUUCAAGCAGAAACCACCGGAGCAGUAUCGAGUAUCUCCGUCCCACAAAUCUACAGAGAAGCAUUCGCAUGGAAGCUCUCAGAAUAUGCAGCACUAUUCAAGAAAGGUUUAUGAUGAGCAGCCUCCUAAAAGUCCUGACAAGAUGAUGCAGCAAAAUCUGCCGACGGAAUACCAGAAAGCCCCUAAGAAGGAGCCUUAUGAGGAUCAUCCUCAGCAGCCGACUCCUGAUCAGUUCAAGCAGAAACCACCGGAGCAGUAUCGAGUAUCUGCGUACCACAAAUCUACAGAGAAGCAUUCGCAUGGAAGCUCUCAGAAUAUGCAGCACUAUUCAAGAAAGGUUUAUGAUGAGCAGCCUCCUAAAAGUCCUGACAAGAUGAUGCAGCAAAAUCUGCCGAAGGAAUACCAGAAAGCCCCUAAGAAGGAUCCGUAUGAGGAUCAUCCUCAGAAGCCGUGUCAAGAUCUGCUCAGCGAUGCGCCUGAGGAUGAUUCCGACAACAACUUUAUGGAAUAUUACGGUGAAGGUUCCCCAAAGUACAGAGCCAAACACACACUGUCCGGUGACGAGCAUGAUGUGUUUUCCAUGGCUAGUAGCAACUCGGUUUCGACUUCGAUCAGUGCGAUGAGCGGGAACGAGUUGCGUGCCAUGAUCUGGGACGAGAUGGAAUUGCAGUCGGUGGAUGUAGAAGAGAAUGUGCCCAUCUUUUUAGAAUUGAGUCAACCCAGAGAUGACGGAAAUCAGGAUAUGAAGGAAACAAUGUCCAAACAUCCAAACAUCGCUUCCCUCCCGAAUUUGGCCAUAGAUGUUGAUGCGCCCACCACUGAAUCAUUUAAGGGUUCGAAAACAGAUGAGCUGCCACAAGUCGAGUGCAAAAUGAGUAUAGAUGAUUUAGUGAACUGCAAGGUCAUCACUCCCAUGAUCAUGAAGAUACACAACAAGUAUAUGACCUCUAUGCAGGAUGCGAUGCAGCUCAUGAAGUAUCUGGAGACGGUGCCGCGCCUUGUAGGUCAGAUUUACAAGGACAACAUCACGUUGGAAAAGAGGAAACUCUAAAAAUGUUGAAAGUCACUUCGGAUUCAAUGAUACCUCAUUAUAUAUUUUUUAAUAAUUCCAUUAAAUAAAACAAAUUGCACAAAACCA